AGCGCAGUAGACAAUGUCGACAACUGGGAUUCAGGAACAAACUUCCAAUGACAUUGCAAUUGAAAACAGCGAUCUCGUUCUAAAACCAAAUAAAUAUGCAUUUCUCAAUGCUAAAUGCUUGUUGCAACGGUGUAGUUUUGGUGACUAUAAUAUCUAUGAUCAUUUAGUUCAUAUUGUUAGAACGAUUUUGAGGGAAAACCAGGCCGAUUCUCUGAUUGAACUUGAGAAUUUGAGCCGAAAGUUAAAGAGGUACGAGUGCUCUGCAGAUGUAACGUUGAUGAAGAAUGCUAAAGAGAAGUCUUCUGAAUUGGACUUGGCAUUACUUCACAAACCUUUUUUCUCGUUUAAUCCCAGAGACACUUCGAGGCAAGCGAAUUUACCGAACCUGCCCAAGCUGUUUUUUGCUCUAGAACAAGCAGGUAUAGGACUUCCUCAGGAAGAAGUUAUUAGCCUGUUGUUAUCACUCCGGCUGUUUUUGAAAAAUACUCCGUCAAACACUAUUAGAUUUUGGGGAAAGUAUUUUGGGACUUCAAAAAGUUAUUAUGUUUUGGAGGUUGAAGAAUUAGAACCUGUUUCCAAGCUUCUUGAAACGCCUAAGGUUCAUUCUACUCUAAGGGAUGACGAAAAUACUGUAAGAUCAGAUGCCGAGCUCAGUGAAAGAUUGGCAGUACUAGAUUUGGAUCCUCUUCCGAAGUCUGAAUGGAAAAUCCAGCCACCUGUACCUCCUGAAGAAAGUGGAAAGGGCACCAACAGAAAAGCAUAUUAUGUCUGUAACACUCUUGGAGGAAAAUGGGUCAGACUACCUGAUGUAACACCGGAGCAAAUUGUAACCUGUCGUAUGAUAAGAUACUUUUGUACUGGAGAUUUAGAAGCUGAAGUCAAUACAAAUCCAACAUUUCCAGGAGUGGAGAAAAAUUUCCUUCGAGCACAGAUUGCACGUAUAUCUGGAUCAACUAUGAUAUCCCCGAUCAAUUAUUAUCAGUUUAAUGAAGAUGAAGAAGAGGAAGUAGAAGAAGAUGCUUUGCGUGAAAAUUUUAUUGAAAAUUCUGAAUAUGAGCCUAUGACAAUUUACGACUUAACUGACACCAGCUUAGCCAAUUGGGUUCAUCAUACAGCAUAUAUACUGCCUCAAGGUCGAACAGUCUGGUUUAAUACGACAGCUAAAUCAAGUGACGACUUAGAAGAUGAAAUGUCUGAAGAUGAAGAAGAGGAACCUGAUGAACUUGAACCAGAAACAGGACCUCCACUAUUGACCCCGUUAUCAGAGGAUGCUGAAAUCGGUAGUAUUCCACCAUGGUCAACUCGUAUUACUUCACAAUUAGUACCACACUAUGCAUUUGCUGUACUAUCAUCGAAUGUCUGGCCUGGUGCACAUGCCUUAGCACAAGGCAAAUAUUUUGAGAAUAUCUAUAUAGGAUGGGGACUGAAAUAUACCGGAAUGAAUUUUAAUCCUCAGUUGAUGCCAAAACCAUUCGAAGAAUUCCCUUCAGGACUAGAAAUUACAGAAGUUGAUGAUCCAACACCUGAAGAAGAAGCUGCUUGGAGAGCUGCACAAGCUGAAGCUGCUCUACGUCAAGCUGAAGAAGGUCAAGAAGAAGAAGAAGAAGAGGAAGAAGAAGGUGGUAGUGGUGAUGAUGAGGAUGGAGAUGAUUAGAAGAAUUAUCACUUCUCGAUGAAUGGGAUAAACUUAAGCACAGAAAAGUGUAAAAUAGUUUGUGACAAACUGUCCUUCUUAGAUAUUUCUUAUUUAUGCCAUUUACAUAUGAUAGAAUGUUUAUGUAAAGGUUUUAACACAUACUUUGAGACAAACA
Messenger RNA from Heterobilharzia americana, 1811 nucleotides. Lineage: Eukaryota; Metazoa; Platyhelminthes; Trematoda; Strigeidida; Schistosomatidae. The record is from the annotation of a GenBank genome assembly.